AUGUUUAGGGAGACCAUCGGCAUCCUUGCGGAAAUAGCACCUGGUGUAAAACAUUUAGUGGGUCUCAAACCGAACGAAAUCAGUCAAAAAGCCUUGCCUCCAUGUUUUUUUAUUCUUUUCAUCUUCCCCUUCGGGUUUUCGAGGCGCUACCUUGGAGUACACGAAUUCUCUCCUGACGAUGAGGUGGAGGCCGGCCGGAUAAUAGAUCAAGUAUUAAUUGAACAAUUGACUGGUUGUCCGCCGGUAGAUAGCUCGCUACUACCAUUAUCUUUGAUAGAGCCAGUUAAGGGGACCAAUUUGGGCGAUGAAGCCAUCCAAGUCAGCCCCAACAUCGAAUGGCCUACAAUUAACGAGUUUACCAAAGAAUUGGGAAAAGAACGCAUAGCAACUUACAUAAAGGUAUCCUACUCAUAUUUAAAGCAUUGA
Molecule: messenger RNA, 426 nt
Organism: Protopolystoma xenopodis
Lineage: Eukaryota; Metazoa; Platyhelminthes; Monogenea; Polystomatidea; Polystomatidae
Source: the annotation of a GenBank genome assembly